Messenger RNA from Tachysurus vachellii, 2390 nucleotides. RefSeq names its product leucine rich repeat and Ig domain containing 3a (gene lingo3a). NCBI's taxonomy places the organism in Eukaryota, Metazoa, Chordata, Actinopteri, Siluriformes, Bagridae. The record is from RefSeq and is a predicted model, not a curated record. Gene Ontology annotation, molecular function: protein binding. The transcript is spliced from 2 exons. The coding region runs from base 391 to 2205 and encodes 604 amino acids. Gene Ontology annotation, cellular component: extracellular matrix.
CACACACUGUACACACACUUUCCCAGGAGCAAGUGCAUACGCUUCCACCCCCCAUCAGUUCUUCAGUGGGGAAGCGUGUGUGUUGUGCCUGAUAUCCAGUAGGAUCCAGCAGUGAGGAACAAAGAAGCAGGAGGGAAAUUAGUCAUGCAUAGAGUCUCACUGCACUCUGAAACCAUCAGCAACCUGUGAAUGUAAAAAGAGAACAUCCUCAGAGGAGCUUUCUCUCUGCAUCUGUGAGCCUCGUGAAGAUUCCACUGGAAACCCUGAAAAGGAACAAGUCCGACCGGAGACACUUGCACACUUGCACAGAAUUGCUGAUGUGGAUCUUGUCAAGACUCAGUUCUGGGUAUAUGGUGCAGUGAACAAAACUGAAAAAGGAAGAUAAAGGGCAUGGCGGGCUUUCCUGUCUUGGGCUUUCUGGGCCUUCUACUGCUUCAGAUCACGGCUCCAGUAUGCUAUGGCCAAGGUUGUCCACAAGUCUGUGACUGUGUACCUCAGAGAAAGUCUGUGAAUUGUCAGAACAAACAUCUGAAUUCUUUUCCAAAUGGAAUUCCAUCUGACACAAGAUUGCUAGACCUGGGUAGAAACCAGUUGCGUUGGGUGGAGCAUGGUGACUUGAAACUCUACACACGUUUGGAGGACUUAAAUCUUAGUGAGAAUCUCAUCAGUGUGCUUGAGCCCAAUGCUUUUUCCAGCUUACUUAAUCUUCGCAUAUUACGCCUACGUGCCAACCAGUUGAAGCUGGUGCCAAUGGGUGCCUUCUCACAUCUUGCCAAUCUCACAGUUUUGGACUUGAGUGGAAAUAAACUGGUCAUAUUAGUGGAUUUUACUUUCCAGGAUCUGCGGAGGCUCCAAAAAUUAGAGGUGGGCGACAAUGAUUUGGUGUAUAUUUCAAACAAGGCAUUCCUGGGCUUGACUGGCCUACGGGAACUUACCAUUGAGAGGUGCAACCUGACCUCUAUCUCAGGGCAAGCACUGUCCUAUCUCCGUGGAUUGGUGUCACUACGGCUACGCUACCUCAAUAUUGUCUCAUUAGAGGAGCAUAACUUUUAUAAGCUGGGUGGACUGCGGGGUCUUGAGAUUGACCAUUGGCCAUUUUUAGAGUACAUUUCCCCAUAUAGCUUCCAAGGUCUCAGUUUAUCCUGGCUUUUCAUUACCAACACCAACAUUACUACAGUUCCAUCUGGUGCCCUUCGUAAUCUUAUCCAUUUAUCCAGUCUUAAUCUAUCCCACAAUCCCAUUUCUGUUCUUGAAUCUUGGGCUUUGCGUGAUCUGGUCAAUUUAAAGGACUUACACCUUGUGGGCACCAACCUGAUGUGCGUGCAGCCUUAUGGCCUUGGAGGUCUGCAGCAGAUACGUUUACUUAACCUGUCCAACAAUAGGCUAGUAACACUAGAAGAAGGUACUUUUCACUCUGUAAACACCUUGGAAAUACUUCGGCUUGAUGGUAACCCUCUGUCCUGUGACUGCCGUUUGCUGUGGAUCUUGCAGCGUCGGAAGACCCUUAACUUUGACGGCCAGUUCCCAGUUUGUGCCAGACCGGUUGAGGUGCUAGGUAAAGCUCUUAGUGCCUUCUCUGACACAGCACUCCUGGAUCACUUUACGUGUCAGCGACCGAAAAUACGCAACCGAAAGCUACAACAGCUAUCUGCACGGGAGGGUCAGAUUGUAUCAUUUUAUUGUCAAGCAGAUGGAGACCCAACUCCAACCAUCUUCUGGAUUUCACCUCAGCGCCGCCGCAUCACUACUAGAAGCACUGGUCGCCUUAUAGUGUUGCCAGAGGGAACAUUAGAAAUCCACUAUGUCCAAGUAGCAGAUAGUGGAACCUAUAUUUGCAUUGCUAGCAAUGCAGGUGGUAAUGACACCUACUUUGCCACAUUAACUGUCACUGGGAUACCCUUGGAUGCAGGUCUCUUCCCAAAUCGCUCCUCUGUAGGUGACCUCAAUGACAGUAAUCUGAACGACACACGGGUCUUCCUAAAGUUCACAUUAGACCUCAAGACCAUUUUGGUCUCCACAGCAAUGGGUUGUAUAACCUUUUUGGGAGUAGUCAUUUUCUGCUUCUUGCUUUUGUUUGUGUGGAGUCGUGGACGGGGACAGCACAAAAACAACUUUUCAAUGGAGUACUCCUUCAGAAAGGUGGACGGUCCGUCAGCCAGCGGGGGCCAAGGUGGGGCUCGAAAAUUCAAUAUGAAAAUGAUAUAGAGUUACUGUAUACAUCAAUAGUCUUCUCAAAGGUGUCUUCUGCGUAUGAUUGGGUAACAGAAGAUGUAUAUGAUGUAUGUGUUUUCCUCAGUAUUUUUUUCUUAAUUGUAUGUUUUAUAUACAGUUUGCCUACCAUAAGCACAACAUUCUAAAGAGACAUUUAACAUAAACCAGCAAUACAUUCA